AUGGCGGCUGGUGGUGCCGUUGCCACGCCACGGCGAUUUGCGCUGUCAACGCUCUUGAGGGGGUUGAGAGGUAGCUCUUCGCGGACAGUAUGGGCCAUGAUCGCGGGGGCCCUCAUUGCCAUGAUCCUCAGGUACCUGCAGGACCUUUACCGAAAGUUCCGGCGACAGGAAGCUGAGUCGCUUUGGCGUCGACACGUGGACCUCAGCGUGGUUCAGGCAAUCUUGCUCACGACGGAGCACUUGAAAUCCCUGGGCCGCGUGGAGAAGCGCACACUCUUCGUGAAGCCCAUUACGGAAGUCUUUAAGAACGAGUUUGUCUUGGCUAAUGUUCUCAGCACAGCCGAAAAGGCUGUGGAAAAAAACGAGCCAUUCCUGGUGACGCAGAUGUCUCAGGAAGACAAGUGGCAUGUGCUGACCACUUGCACGAAUCACCUGAGCUCUUGCUUCGCUCCGUAUCAUGUCUUCUUCAAUGAGGCCCGUCGUGUGGAGUCCUACUAUCAGUCGGCAUGGUAUGUUUUCACUCUCACUUGCGCUCAAACCGAAGCUUCUGGAAGAUGGUUUAUCACGCCUCUCAAGCCUGUGGGGAAAGAUGAUGUCGGAAUGCUUCGCAUCCGAAUCGUCAUGAUGAACGAGCAGGAACUGAGAGAGAUCGCCUCUGGCGCUAUCGAGCCUCCAAGCUUUGGCUUCUUCAAUGGGCGCCACGAAAGCCGAUGGAAGACCUGCCAGCGUUUUGCGGAGCUCUUUGAGCGACAGUUGACCAAAGUUAGCGGCCAAAGCGACGUGGGGGAUGCUGAGUGGGGUCCUAACCUUUGUGGAAGACUCUCGCAGUCUCACAAGAAGAAGGCAGGCAGCAAUCCCUUGCUAAUGGCCAUGGGUGACACGGCCGCACAGCAGAGCCCUGCUGAAGAGAAUUGCAUCUUGCGAAUUCAUGUGCCGUUCCCGGCCGGGCGUUCCGCGAUGGAGAAGACGGACUCGCAGAGACGUCUAGAAGAGUGCGUCUCCAAGGAUGUAGUACUUUUCGAGUAG
Molecule: messenger RNA, 1026 nt
Organism: Symbiodinium sp. CCMP2456
Lineage: Eukaryota; Dinophyceae; Suessiales; Symbiodiniaceae
Source: the annotation of a GenBank genome assembly